Molecule: messenger RNA, 2181 nt
Organism: Conger conger (European conger)
Lineage: Eukaryota; Metazoa; Chordata; Actinopteri; Anguilliformes; Congridae
Gene: snai1b
Product: snail family zinc finger 1b
Exons: 3
Coding region: 171-932 (253 amino acids)
Biological process (GO): regulation of DNA-templated transcription
Molecular function (GO): RNA polymerase II cis-regulatory region sequence-specific DNA binding; DNA-binding transcription factor activity, RNA polymerase II-specific
Source: RefSeq, a predicted model, not a curated record
UCGAGUUAGGAAACAAGUGACUCGGGACAUUCCAACGGGACUUUGAUCUAAUCCGUAUAUUGGUGAAGUGUAAUAGUUUUUAGUCAGUUUUCUCGUCAGGAUCCAUUCGGGACAUCACCUGCAAACCCAACACAAGAUUCUCGAGUUACGAUUUAAAAGAAGAGAAUAAAAUGCCUCGAUCUUUCCUCGUCAAGAAGUAUUUCACCAGCAAAAAGCCCAAUUACAGUGAACUGGAAAGCCAAGCUGAUCCUUUCUCAGCAUUGUUGCCAGAAAGGUACCCACUGGCAGAGCUGCCAACUGGAGAAAAUGCUGCCUGCUAUCCCACAGGGCUGGUGUGGAAUGUGGGUAUCCUGCCCGCCCUGUACACCCCAGUGUCCCCCAGCGCCGCGUCCCCUCCGGGGCCCCUGGACCUCAGCUCCCAGUCCAGCAGCAGCAGUGAGGAGGAUGAGGGUCGCACGUCUGACCCACCCAGCCCGGAGCCGGCCGACUGCUUCCAGUGCACGCGCUGCAGGAAGAGCUACAGCAGCCCCGCCGCCCUCUCCCGCCACCAGCUGACCUGCACGGGGGCCGAGGAAAGGGCCAUGGCUUCCGGGCGCUCUGCCUUCCACUGCAAGCACUGUCCCAAGGAGUACAACAGCCUGGGGGCCCUGAAGAUGCACAUCCGCUCCCACACCCUGCCCUGCGUCUGCACCACCUGCGGGAAGGCCUUCUCCCGGCCCUGGCUCCUGAGGGGGCACAUCCGCACACACACAGGCGAGCGACCGUUCUCCUGCACCCACUGCAACCGUGCCUUCGCCGACCGCUCCAACCUGCGGGCCCACCUGCAGACCCACUCCGAGGUGAAGAAGUACCAGUGUGGGGCCUGCUCUCGCACCUUCAGCCGAAUGUCCCUCCUACACAAGCACACCCUCACCGGCUGCAUCUCCUCCUAGAGCCACACGCACCCACAGACUGAGAACCCCCAAACUAGUUUCAACAAGGAACCCCACCUCCCCCUCUUUGGGCACACUUGAGUCACCCUUUGCCUGCGGAGGGCUCACGAGGGACAUCUGAAGAGAAAGAAGAGAAAUGUUUGUACGGUGUGUGGCUUGGUAUGUGAAAACUGAUCUCCUCUUUGAUGUGUGGAUAAAUCCUCAAGUGCCUUUUACUCUGUAAUCAUGGCCAAAGAAAAGCAAAUAUUUUCCCCCAUAUGAACUGGAUAUGUGUGAUGUGCUCAUGACAGUGAUAUGCAUUUAGAUUUGUAGGUGGGGCGUUGGUGGGGGCAGGUGGACAUGUAAUUUACUCCCAGGGUGCCCUGCGGUGCCGGCUGGCCCGGGACAGUGGCCUGCUGCAGCUGCUUGUGUGUGUGUGUGUGUGUGUGAGAGUGGGGGUGUCUCUCAGCACGCUCCACACACAUCCAGGAAUGUAUUGAGACAGCUGCCCUGGUGCUGCACUGCAGGGACCGGGUGCUGACAGGUGCGUUAGCCCUGACCUAUCGCUCAGCCGACAGGUGACCCCCCCCCCCCCCCCCCCAUCCCCCCUUACUCGGAGGCAAACAAGAUUGAGCAUGGCAGCGUCGAGACCGCAUGGCUUGCAGAGUGGCGAGGUGCCUUGUGUGUUGCCGAAAGACUUCCUUCUCCAAACUGACCAUGUGCAGUGGAAUUGAGGGGGGGUCUGUUCCAGCAUUUUCUGUGACAUCUUUUCCAUUUGCAACAUUACCUUUUCUCUUGGUUGUUUCAGCCAAGUUAUUCCAAUGCACUAUAGCAGAUUGUAAAUCUAUUUCUUUUCAUGUGCAAAUGUAUAUCUACGAUUGUUGGAGAGCCGUAAGUGGUUUUGUCUCUGACAGAAAGGAAGCUUGCUUCAAUAUUUCAGUACACUUGGUUUAAGUGAGAUGGUUCUCAAACCAAAGAUAUUCUUCCAAACUCAGAUGGUCAUGUUUUACCAUUUUUGUAAAUAACUUGCUUGUCUUACAAUAUGCCAUAUUUGUUACUUUGACUCAAAAUACUGUUAACACCAAGCCCCAUUGCUUGGCUACAGGUCAAAAUGGUAUGUUCUAUAUGCCUUUUUAUCUUUUUUUUUUUUUAAGUAUAAUUUAUAUAGGGGAAGCAUUUUGAAAAUGCUGUGCAAUCUUUUUGACAAACUAGUUUUGGUUUCUGUUUUUUUAUUUUAUUUUUUAUCUCCUCACUUUUGUAUGGCUGAUAG